UCUUCGUAUUCUCCUGUCUUCCUUCCUCAGGCUCUCUCCCGUCAAAAAGCAGAUUCCCGAAAUUGCCCUCCAACAACUCAGAAAAUGGCGAUGCAGUCCGGCGUUUCCACCUCCAAAGUUCUCAUUCUCGUCGGAGCAGGUUUGACAAGUUCUGUUAUUCUGAGAAGUGGUCGGUUAUCUGAUGUCAUCUCAGACCUUCAGGAAUUAAUAAAGGGUGUGAAUGAAAUUGAGGUCUCACCUAACCGCUUCGAUAGUGCUUUUCUUGCAGCUCAGAUUCGACAUCUUGCACAAGAGGUCAGGGAUUUGACAUUAUCUAGGCCAGUGACCAUAUUCAAUGGAAAUUCUACCUCAAAUGGGAACCUUUCAUCUUACAUAAUGCCAGCUGCUGCAAUUGGAGCAAUGGGUUAUUGCUAUAUGUGGUGGAAGGGGUGGUCGUUUUCUGAUGUCAUGUUUGUAACUAAGAAGAAUAUGGCCAAUGCUGUUGCGUCUGUGUCUAAACAGCUGGAGCAAGUAUCUGCAGCCUUAGCUUCAACGAAAAGACAUUUGACCCAACGGCUUGAGAACUUGGAUGGUAAGCUGGAUGAGCAGAAGGAGAUUUCAAAGGUUAUCAUGAAUGAGGUAGAUGAUGUGAGAUCAGAUCUUUCUCAAAUUGGAUUCGACAUCGAACUAAUUCAAAAAAUUGUAUCUGGGCUGGAAGAUAAGAUCGGAGUUCUUGAAGACAAACAGGAUUUUGCUAAUGCAGGUGUCUGGUAUCUGUGCCAAAUCGCUGGGGGUAUUAAAGAUGGGCUCAACACUAAAUUCUUUCAGGAUUACAGUGCUAAACUUCCAUUGAACCAUCCAAAGACAACCUUUUCUGAAGAGAAAUCACUCAAGGCUUUCUCCUUUCCACUCGAUAUUCCCACACCUCCCAAAGAAGGGGCUUCAAUUCAUUGCGGAAACUAUCAGUUCUGGGGAAGUACAAAAGACGAAGAUUCUACAGGAUGAUGUUCAUGAGAACAACCCCACCAAAACAAAUCCAGCGGUGAAAACCAGAAUACACAGGUCAUAUCCAAACGGGAUUUCUUUGAGAAGGGAAGAUAUUGCGUUUUGAUUAAUAAAAUUUCAGAACGUCUGGUUCUUUUGACAACUUGUUAUUGUUUGAUCCUGUGGUCCAUUUUCGGCUUGGCACAAGUCAACGGUCAGAUUGUGCCUGAAAUUUCCAUUUUUUCUGCACGUAUAUGAUACCCUCCAUUGAUUUUCGGGGGAUGGCGUGUAUGGUCUAUAGAUGUCGAAAAAUAAAACAAACACAUUCAGAUUGUGUAAUGCCACCUGAUUCUUUGUGUAAAACAGUUGGGAUACUUUUAAUAAUUGUAAUGUUGUUGUUUCCAUA
Messenger RNA from Magnolia sinica, 1369 nucleotides. RefSeq lists its product as uncharacterized. Lineage: Eukaryota; Viridiplantae; Streptophyta; Magnoliopsida; Magnoliales; Magnoliaceae. The coding region runs from base 85 to 984 and encodes 299 amino acids. The transcript is spliced from 13 exons. The record is from RefSeq and is a predicted model, not a curated record.